GUGCAAGAUCCCCGGAAUCCCGACGCAGGCUUCCCCUGUGGUGUGACCAGAAAUCGCCACUCCACGCCUCUCCUCCGAUCAAAUUCGCCCCGGCCACCACGUCACAUUGUCCAGCAGGCAUAUAUGUGAACUCUCCUCUCAUCACUUGCUCCGUGGACGUUACUGUUGACGUUCACCCUGUUUGAGCAUGUCCCAUGGCCUUUUGGGUGGUUGACGGCGGUCGUUCACAAGGUGCCACCGGCCGCGGGCCCUACUUCCAUGGCGGAAAGCGGAGGGUCAGCCAGUCCGAUGGUGGCGAUGGUGGCGACACCUUCGACAACAAACGCACAAGAUUUGCCGACGGUGAAUUGAGUGCCGAUUGUUGUGGGUCAGCCCCCAGCCGCGGAGGAUACGAUUACGGCAAUGAUGAUCGCCAUCGAUAUCCCCACGCAAAUCCCCACGCUGGUUUAGCCUUUAGAUAUGGCUCUGGCCCUGGGGAUAGCUUCAAUUACCCUAUAGAUGACGAUCGCUACCACCACGAUUACGACCACGACCGCGAUAUCGAGGCCACUCCCCCACCUCUUCUCCCACCCAACUCCAUGCAUGGAAAGAACCUCGGCUUCGUUGUCAUCCGGGAAUGUUCACCUACUCCUGAACUGCCCCCGAUAUCUCCCCUCAGCUUCGAGCCUGGCCCUGCUUCUGACAUGGGCCCGGUCCUUUCACCACCCGGCCCUGGUCCUCCUCUUCCCGCAGCCUGUGACAUGGAGCGCACACAAUCGGGUCUCUCCAUCUCCUCUGACACCACGCAGAACUCCCUUGCCAGCCUCGGGACAGACGACAACGUCGCUGACUUUAUAAGCGACCUGGAAGCCGCUCGCGUGGUCCGAGAUCAUAUCGCCGGCCUGACCCGUCGGCGCCGUUGCCCGGAUUCGCAACAUGGCCGCAUACUCAAGGUCCUCAUCAAUCCCAAAUCGAAUCCGCGCGGCAGUACACCUGACUGGCCCCUGGAUAACGACGCCUUGCGUAGCAUUUUCUCCGCCGCCAACGAGCUCUUCUUCGCCAAACGUCUGACUGGACGUGUUGCCUGGGACUGGAGUCACCCAGCCAGCGCGCAGUACCAGGCGCACAUCGUCGGCACCACGGCGCUGCGACGUUCGUGCCAAGGCGGCUACGAGACGCUCAUCGUGUUGUCGUCGCCCAUCCUCACAGACACCAAGUACAACCGGCGAUUGCUCAUCUCAACUUUUCUGCACGAGAUGAUCCACAGCUAUCUCUUCGUGACGUGCGGUCUCAAGGCCGGCAAAUGUGGUGGGCACACUCCCGGCUUUCGCCAGAUUGCCGAGAUGAUUGAUGACUGGGUUGGUCGAGGGUACCUCCGACUCGGGGAGAUGGAGGCGGACCUAGAGCAGUUCCGUGAGCUGGAUGAGCGCACGUACGAUAACGAGCGCGACAACUGUGCCGUGGAUGAGGAAUGGAGGAUGCAUGGAAGUGGCCCUUGGCGCAGACGGGAUGACCGCGUCGAGAGGGACAGGGACGAUUACUAUCCCAUUGAGCCCCGCCCACAUCACCAGCCGCAGCAGCAGCAGCAGCAGCAACACCGACAUCACCCACGCCAUGAAGAAUGGCAGUGGCAAGAGCGAGAGGGCUUCCUUGCCCGCGUUGCCAAGGGUGGGGGCUCGCCAUACGUUUAGGUUACUGCGUGGCGAACGAUCCAACAUGGGUAUCGUUCACCUGAGACUUCUCGCCAUUGGGAUAUGGCAGGUAUUGCAGUCUCCCGUUAACCAGAAGGCAUGACUCGUCGGG
Ilyonectria robusta is the source of this 1782-nucleotide messenger RNA. RefSeq lists its product as uncharacterized. The transcript has a single exon. Lineage: Eukaryota; Fungi; Ascomycota; Sordariomycetes; Hypocreales; Nectriaceae. The coding region runs from base 195 to 1670 and encodes 491 amino acids. The record is from RefSeq and is a predicted model, not a curated record.